Molecule: messenger RNA, 483 nt
Organism: Adineta ricciae
Lineage: Eukaryota; Metazoa; Rotifera; Eurotatoria; Adinetida; Adinetidae
Source: the annotation of a GenBank genome assembly
AUGAUCGAUUUGGGCGAAUUAUCAAGUGUGAAUGACGACGAUGAUUUGGCUGAUCGAUAUAUUCCAAUGCGAAACGUUAACCAGCCAGCAAGUAUCUGGUCGAUGAUUCCUUGUAUCACUACGCAUAAAAGAAAACGAAUGUGUAUUAUAUUUUGUGCUAUCACCGUUAUCUUACUCGUAUUGGUUGCGGCUAUUGCAACACCUAUCAUUAUCAUCAUGAAAAAAGGAUAUUCAACAACAGAAAAAUCAACUAUUACUACAAUGGAAAAACGAAGUACAACAAUAACAGAAACAAAAACGACAAAAGAACAUUCUUCUUUUCCAAUUAAUUCCAAUACCAAAUGGAAACCAAAUGCCGUUAAUAUUAGCGCAGUAAAUGGAUUAAAUCGAUUACAUAUUGGCGAGGUCAUUGUAUUAUUGGCUGGAAAUUUAAUGAAACAAUUGGAGAAAUUGUUGCAGGAUCGAAGGAUUCGGGGAAUGUAA